AUGGCACUAACAAUUGCUCUAGCCACACUAAUAAUUAUAACAUCUUUUAAGACGGCAGAAGGUAAACUUGGUAAAGAUGACUUGUGUCUCAGAAUUUUUUAUGAAUGCGCAGAGAUACUAGGAGUGAGCAGAUUUAUCAAUGUUGACAAAAAAUUAGAACACGAUGAUUUUUGCUAUGGUGUUACGCGGAGUCUCGACUGCCUAGCAGAAAAGGAUAGCAAACCGAAAUUGAAAACUAUCGAAGAAAGAAUCACUGUUUACGAUGAGUGCUACGGAGUAGAGUUCGCAACUUUCAAAAAGAAAGAUAUGAAAAUUUAUCGUCUGUAUAAAAACACGUGCCGACCCUCAGUGGCUUUUGCUUUGGGAAUGGAAGGAUGCUCUGAGUAA
Thelazia callipaeda (thelaziosis nematode) is the source of this 387-nucleotide messenger RNA. NCBI's taxonomy places the organism in Eukaryota, Metazoa, Nematoda, Chromadorea, Rhabditida, Thelaziidae. The record is from the annotation of a GenBank genome assembly.